AUGCCCUUAAACCGCACCCCACCAUCAACCUCGGGCUUGUCACCCUCUAAACAUAACUCUACGUUAAGAGAUUUAAUUGAGGAUGAUAAAGAAUAUCCUGUGACAGAAACCCCAAAAGUCAAACAGGGGUUUAGAAACAAGCGGCGUCGAUCAGAUGAAGUAGGCGAUCGGCUAGCUUCCUUUAUGGUGGAGAUCAAGGAUAUCCUAGAAAGUUUUAAGAACGAGCAAAAAACCAAGUUUGACAAACUUGAAAAAAUUUUUUUAGCCGUGGACGAUAUAAAAAAACAAAAUGGUGAAAUACAGAAUUCCGUGGAUUUUCUAUCACAAAAAUAUGACUGUAUUGUCACUCAAAUAGGAAAAUUGGAAUCUGAGAAACAGUCCAAUCUGCAAUACCUUCAGCUUCUAGAGGAUAGGCUGGAUAACUACGAAAGACUCUCUAGAGCAACAUGCAUUGAAAUCAGGAAUAUUCCGACUGUCAAAUCGGAAACAAAAGACAGUCUUCUUAACACCAUCAUAGCGACUGGUAAAAUUCUAAAUAUGUCCAUCCAGCCAAAUGAAAUCAAGGAUGUAUUCCGCUUUAACUCUCGUGACCCGGCAUAUAAGACUGUGCUUGUAGAUUUUAACAGCGUACUUACAAAAGAGAGAGUCAUUCGUAUGUACAGAAAAACAAGUAAAGAAAAUAAUCGCCCUACUACAGAAAAACUAAGACUGACUGGACCUCCUAAACCAAUUUUUAUUUCUGAAAGCUUAUCAUCCAAGGCAAAAAGGCUGUUCUUCUUUACCAAGGACUUUGCUAACUCAAAUCAGUACACUUACUGUUGGACAUCAAGCGGUAAAAUAUAUUUACGAAGAAAAGAAGGAGCUCCGGUUAUUCUCAUUAGGAAUGAAUCUGAUCUGGAAAAUCUUAAAUCACAAAAAUGA
Messenger RNA from Pararge aegeria (speckled wood butterfly), 921 nucleotides. RefSeq lists its product as uncharacterized. The transcript has a single exon. The record is from RefSeq and is a predicted model, not a curated record. NCBI's taxonomy places the organism in Eukaryota, Metazoa, Arthropoda, Insecta, Lepidoptera, Nymphalidae. Bases 1 to 921 code for a protein of 306 amino acids.